Molecule: messenger RNA, 1697 nt
Organism: Hippocampus zosterae (dwarf seahorse)
Lineage: Eukaryota; Metazoa; Chordata; Actinopteri; Syngnathiformes; Syngnathidae
Product: S-arrestin-like
Exons: 13
Coding region: 207-1346 (379 amino acids)
Biological process (GO): G protein-coupled receptor internalization; signal transduction
Cellular component (GO): photoreceptor inner segment; photoreceptor outer segment
Molecular function (GO): G protein-coupled receptor binding
Source: RefSeq, a predicted model, not a curated record
CCGAUCAGCCUGUCAUUUUCCUCGCUGUCAUCUUCAUCAGGUGCGUCGUUGGGCUCCGGUUGUCCACAUUGUGCAGUUUGUUUUUGUUGCCGUCGCAUUUGUGUGCGUUUCCAUCCUUCGAGUGGACGCCUUUGCGCCAAAUGUGAUCCGCGCUCACCCUAACGUGCGACGCCUUGCCAAGCCGCUUUCUUGCAGGCGCGCUCGACAUGAGUCCCAAGCGAGUCGUCUUCAAAAAAGCGUCCCCGGAUAAGUCGGCGACCAUCUACGUGGCCAGCAGAGACUUGGUGGACCGCGGCGAUGGCGUGGAUCCGCUCGACGGCGUGCUUGUUGUCGACUCUUCGCAGCUGGGAGGAAAACCAGUCUACGUGACGCUGUCGUGCACCUUCGUCUACGGCCGGCGGGACGAGGAUGUGCUGGGCGCGACCUUCCGCCGCGACCUUUUUGUGGCCACCCGCCAGGUGUUCCCGGAGCCGCCAGAGCAGGAGCGGCCCGCGCGCAGCAAAAUUCAGGAGAAGCUGCUGCGGAAACUGGGCCGCCACGCCUUCCCCUUCUUCCUGGAGUUGCCGGACAACCUGCCCAACUCGGUCACGCUGCAGCCCGGACCGUCGGACGUGGGAAAGAAAUGCGCCGUGGAGUUCCGGGUGAAAGCGUUCCGCGCCGACCAGCCGGACGGACGGAGUUCCGUCAGCCUGACCGUUCGAAAGGUCCAGUUCGGUCCGCGCGACGUCGAGCCGUCGCCGUUCGCGGAGACCACCUUUGACUUCCUGAUGUCCGACAAGCCUCUUCGCGUCAGACUGAGCCUGCCCAAAGAGACGUUCGGCCACGGCGAGCCGCUGCGGGCCGAGGUGAGGAUCGCAAACUGGUCCAACCGGAAGGUGAAGGACAUCAGCCUGUCAGUGGAGCAGGUGACCAAGGUGGUCCUCUACUCCAACGACAAGUACGUCAAGUCGGUGGCCAAAGAGGAGACCAGUGACGGCGUGGCGUCGGGUUGCAGCCUGGCAAAGUCGUACACCUUGUACCCGCGUCUGGAGCCCAACAAGGAACGGCGGGGGCUGGCUCUGGACGGACACCUCAAGCACCAAGAUACCAACUUGGCUUCCUCCAGCACGAUGAAGCAAGAGGUGCUGAAGGAGCUGCAGGGCAUCUGGGUGUCUUAUAAGCUGCUCUUGAAGAUGACGGCCACCGGACCUCUGGGAUCCAGGUACGUACAAACGCAUGCACGCACCCACCCGCAAACGCGUCGAAUGCCACUUGUGUGUGUGUGUUUCUCCCCGCAGCGAGGUGCGCGUGGAGCUUCCUUUCAGAUUGAUGCAUCCGAAACCCGAAGACGAAGGUGGCUAAUGUGACGAGCGCGUUUGCCCUGCUGGAAAUGCUGAGCCGUCACAAAGUCACCUGGGGCGGUCUGGGACGCCUCGUCCCGUCGACUCCAAAGAAAUGUGAUGAUGCCGAAUCAUAACUGGCAUUGAGAAAACGUCGUCUUAUUGAGGAUUUUUCUUCUUGUCUUGAAUUGUAAUGACAUUGCGAGAAACCACUUGAAGUUGGGACCACGCCGGCACCUCCAAAAAAAAAAAAGACUUUCAACCAACUUGAAAAGCACUUUCCAAGAAGCGAACGCGAUGCUUUUGUGAGCCCCCGGAAAUGUUGGUGGCCCCCAGCCAAUCGACGGCCUUCUGACUUGAUUUUUCUUUUCUUUUUAC